AUGACGAAAAACUGGACCAAACGAGAAAAAAUUAAUAUUUUGUCAUCAGGGAAAAAAAGUUUGUACAACGAACAGAAAAUUCAUCAAGAAGAAGUGUUCUCAAAACUAAAUGGAGGAAAAAUUUUCUCGAAGUUAGACCUCUCGGAGGCCUAUUUACAGAUACAGGUAGAGGAAGUUUGCGCACACCUUUUAACUAUCAACACACAUCGUGGAUCGUAUAAAUUCAAACAGCUUCCUUUUGGAGUAAAAGUGGCACCUGCCACAUUCCAACAAGUGAUGAACGCAAUGUUAAAUGAUUGCAACUUAGCUAUUGCUUAUCUCGAGGAUAUUUUUGAUAAUGAGCGAGAUGGCGGAGCAACACAUCGAACAUAUUAA
Molecule: messenger RNA, 375 nt
Organism: Octopus sinensis (East Asian common octopus)
Lineage: Eukaryota; Metazoa; Mollusca; Cephalopoda; Octopoda; Octopodidae
Exons: 2
Coding region: 1-375 (124 amino acids)
Source: RefSeq, a predicted model, not a curated record